AUGAAGCAAUUUGCUACCUCCCUUUCACUGUUUGCAUUGCUUCCCUUUUCCCUGGCGCAGUUCCCGGCACCUCCCACUGGUCUUCAUGUUGUUACCUCCAAGGUCAACUCCCAAGUGAAAAUCUCUUACAAAGAAACCGACAUCUGCGAGACCACCGGCGGCGUCAAGUCUUAUAGUGGCUAUGUGCAUCUCCCCGGCUCCCUUCUCUCAGAUGUCGGCGGCUUCGACAUCAACACGUAUUUCAUAUACUUCGAGGCGCGACACAACGCCUCCACCGCUCCACUUGCCAUCUAUCUUGCGGGAGGCCCCGGUGAGAGCUCACUCUACACUGCGCUCGCAAGUGAGAGCGGGCCGUGCUACGUCAAUGUCGCGGGCAACGACACGGUGAUCAACCCAUGGUCGUUCAACAACUUUGUCAACAUGCUCUACCUCGACCAGCCCGUCCAGGCCGGCUUCUCGUACGAUGAGCUGCUCAACGGGACGUUCAACAUCGAGACGCAGAUCAUCACCCCGGAGGACUUCAGCAAGUCACCUUUGCCGGCCACAAAUGAAACCUUUCAAGUCGGCACGUUCGCCAGCCAGGACCCGCUGCACCUCACAAAUACCACCGUGUCGAGCGCUCGCGCCUUGUGGCACGCCGCCGAGCACUGGUUCUCGUCCUUCCCGAAGUACUCGACGUCCUCCAACAAGUUCAGCAUCUGGGCCAAUUCGUACGGUGGAUUCUGGGGGCCCGAGACGGCAACCCUCUUCAGCAAAAGCCUCAAGACACUCCCUACCACACACCCCCUGACUGCCAAAAACUUGACGCUCGAUACCCUGGGGAUCACGAAUGGAUGCAUCGACUUUGAAUACUCCAUGCAGGGCUACCCCCAGUUCGCGUACAACAACACCUACGACGUCCACUUCAUCCCCGAAGGCGUCUACAAGGAGGCCAUGGACAACAUCACAAAGCCCCAGGGCUGCAUGGACCUCAUGAAGACCUGUCGCGCCCUGGGCCAAAUGGGCGACCCGCAAUUCAACGGGAACAACCAGACCGUCAACGAAGCCUGCAUGCAAGCGACCGAGCUCUGCUUCGGGAUCAUGAGCGCCUUUGACGCGUUGAACAAUCGAAGCGACUUCGACGUCGCCGUGCUGGCGCCCGAUCCGUGCCCCUACGACCUCGCCGUGACCAAAUACCUCAACCUCCCAGCCGUCCAGGCAUCCCUCGGCGUCGGGAUGAACUUCACCUACGACUCGGAACUGAUCACUGGCGCGUACGGGCUGCCGACGCCCUACCAGUUCAUCGGGACGGGCGACUCAUUCCGACAAGCCGGACUAGGUAACAUCGAAUACGCACUGGCCCACGGCGUCAAGGUGUCCUUCGUCUUCGGCGACCGCGACUACCGCUGCCCCUGGACCGGGGGCGAAAUGACCGCCCACGCCGCACGAUGGGCGCACCAGGCCGCCUUCGCCGCCACGGCCGGCUACGAGCCCAUCCAGGGCAUUUCGAGCCCCGGCGCGAAACAAGGUGUAGUCAAGCAGUUCGGCGCGCUGUCGUUCUCGCGCAUCCUGGACGCCGGCCACGCCGUGAGUGCGUACGCCCCCGAGGCGGUGUACCGCGUCUUCGAGCGCGUCAUGUUCGGCAAGGACGUCGCGACGGGCCUGCGCGACGUUGGUCCCGAGUAUCACACCGCGGGCCCGUCGGAGAGUUGGGCCUGGAGGAAUAAAUUGCCCUCGGAUCUGCCGCGUACGUGCGUGGUCGAGGGGCAGUUCACGCCCACGAACCCGUGGGGCGAUAUACCGCCGGCCUGA
Fonsecaea erecta is the source of this 1791-nucleotide messenger RNA. RefSeq lists its product as hypothetical. Gene Ontology annotation, cellular component: fungal-type vacuole. Lineage: Eukaryota; Fungi; Ascomycota; Eurotiomycetes; Chaetothyriales; Herpotrichiellaceae. The record is from RefSeq and is a predicted model, not a curated record. The coding region runs from base 1 to 1791 and encodes 596 amino acids. The transcript has 3 exons. Gene Ontology annotation, molecular function: serine-type carboxypeptidase activity. Gene Ontology annotation, biological process: proteolysis.